UUAUACAUUCCUAGUUGUUCUGUACUGGGUGGCGGCGCUUUACUUCUUCACAAUGUGAACCGGUCCAUGGUAGAGAGAUACGUCUGCAUAGCAAGGCAAGGGUCGAAUUUUGUGCACAGGAUCGUGCAUUUCAGGCUCGACUAUUCGAGUUGGUAUUCGCUUGACCUCUUCAACAGUGUGUUUUGGGGAGGGAUAGCGACGGCUGUGUUUGCCUGUUCCUUCUCCUUCCUCCUCAAUAUUACGUGGAUCUUGACGAGAAAAAGUAUCCUAUGGUGGAUCCAACGCGCUGAACGUCUUUCUCGUGUACGUAAAAUGGUGGAAGCGAUGGAGAAGUACCGUGUACGGCAAAUGGAAAAUUUGCAAGCGAAGUACACUCGACGAAUGCAGAUGGUUCGCGAGAAUUAUCAUGCGCAAGUCGAACAACUUCGCCUGUCGUACAGUUCGCAAGCGGAGAAGUUCCGUGACUAUAGAGCUGCGCAAAUGGAGCACAUGUCUUCCCAUUUGGAAAACAUCAGAGACAACUACAAUCAACAAAUGCAACGUGUUAGAGAGUACGGAUCACGGCGAGCAGAACAGUUGUGGGAAAGCUACGAGCGUCAGGUAAAUCGUGUGAAGGCGUUCAGUCUACAGCAUCGUUUAAAGAUGAUGAGACAGUACAAAGUGAAGCAAAGGUACCUGAAUAGACUGCUGGAGUCAUUCCAAGACCCCGCUGUUAGCCCUGAAGCGCUGCGUCAACAAGAGCAAGAAGUACGAGCGGCACUGGAAAUGGCUGUUCCUCCUGUGUCUCCAGAAACUCAUUCAUUGCCAAUAUCGCGGACCUCAUCUUUUUACUCUCUUCCAGAGUAUGUCAUUGAUGAUGAGGGAAUACUAAGACCGAGCCCGAUUAUUGGCAGGCACACGUCGAAUAGCGUUCGAACUGGGAACAACGAGAAUCGCAAUUCGACGGGCGCGUCAAUUUUUAAUGCAAAUGAAAGCAUCGAAAGCAAACCGUCGGUCCCUGAGGUCAACAAUCUCAAAAUAAAACCGCUAGGCAGCGAGAAUGUCGUCGUCCAUAACAGUUCGUCAGGCAGUGAAAAUCUUACCACAGAGAACAAACCGUCAAGCAGCGAGAGCAAAAAGGAUGUUCUCGAUUGA
Molecule: messenger RNA, 1134 nt
Organism: Haemonchus placei
Lineage: Eukaryota; Metazoa; Nematoda; Chromadorea; Rhabditida; Trichostrongylidae
Source: the annotation of a GenBank genome assembly